AUGGAACAAUCUCCCCCGCCACAAAGGGGUGAUGACCAUAACGCGGGUCGCCGAGCCCGGGAAUUGUACCGGUAUUUUCACCCCCAACGCACCGGCAUCCCUCGAGAUCGCAGUUUCAGCUCUGCGAGUGAUGAUGCGUUUCCCUCUGCGAGCCUGGAUCCCUUUGGCCACAUUCCUUCGUCGCCCUCGUUAUCUUCCCAAUGUCCUUCGAGCCCGCCCAUCGAUGCCGUUCCUGCGGGGCUAGUGCCCGAAGCUUUGAUACUCGGUGAUCCUAAUGCGACAUUGACCUCGUUCGCGCAGCUCGCAGCUUUGCGACUCAAUAUUGAGCGUGUUCUAAUUAGUGUUUCGGACCGUCAGUCUCAAUUUAUCCUGGCGCAGAGUACCCAGAAUGGGGGCAUUAGCGAUUAUCAAUCAUCCAAUGAUGGCGUAUGGGAUGGUUGCUCAACAUUAUCAUCUAGCGCUUGGAGCAUGUGUAAGGCCACUGUUGCUCUUCCGCCCUCCCGUGAACAAGGACAGCGCCAAUUCCUAGUCUUGAACGACCUAAGCCAAGAUGACCGAUAUAAACGCCUUCCGUUUGUAAUAGGCGAGCCUCAAUUUCGGUUCUAUGCCGGUACACCCUUGACGACGGACACCAAUAUCAACAUCGGCUGUCUCUUUGUUCUCGAUACUAAACCGCACGAUGGCUUGAGCGCUGCGGAGAAGGGCACCAUGGGGACGUUGGCUGGGUUGAUCAUGGACUAUUUGAAGGUCAGCCGCCAGGCGUCUGAAGGUCGCCGUGCAGCCCGCCUGUCUCGCGGUCUUAGCUGUUUCGUCGAGGGGAGCUCCAGUUUUGUCGAGGGGAGCCAUCCCUCUUCUUCUGUCAGUUCUGCGGCAGCACCCAGUACACCCCCUUCAUCGAGUCAGAGAGCCAAUCACCUAUCCCUCGGAUCGCUCAAUAGUUUCGACGCCCCAUCCAGACGGUCUCAGAGCAGUGAUACUCGUUCGUUCAGCUCAGCAUCUGAAUCUAAGCUCGACCAAGCUCAAUCCUCCGGACCAGAUAACUCCUUUCCAGAUUGGUGGGCCGGCAGUCGGCAGAAGGAAUUGAAGGGCUCCGAUGACUCUCAUGGACAUGCCUGGGCGUUCCGCCGCGCAGCUAAUCUGAUACGAGAGAGCCUUGAACUCGGUGUGGAUGGCGGAGUCGUUUUCGUGGAAGCGAACAAUAGUCCGAUGAUCGACGUCGAUACAGGGAGCGAUUGCUCGAUAGAAGGCAAUAAUCCAGCUCCAGUGCUGGCUAUCUCGACUCAUGACGAACCGUUUGCCCCCGGUCCGGGCUCGAAAGUUCGCUACCCCGCAGCCUCCCUCGACACUGCCUUCCUUCACCAACUACUGCGGCGGUAUAGCAGAGGCAAGCUCUGGUCAUUCCAUCGCGACGGCGUAAUAUCGAGUUCCGAUGAUGAGACACCACGCAGAAGUCGUUCUCGUGCCGCCAAAUCCCCCGAUGCUGGCAAGACGGGAUCCAAGAGAUGGAGGGCUACGGAGAACUCGUUGCUAAAUCAGUAUUUCCCGAAUGCUACUCAGGUUCUUUUCGUACCACUUUGGAAUUCUGCGAACUCGCAAUGGUUUGCCGGCUGUUUUUGUUGGAACACUGUGGAGACGCAAGUAUUUACCUCAUCAGUCGAGCUGAGUUCCAUUCUCGGCUUUGGAUCUUCCGUAAUGGCAGAAUGCAACCGGGUGGAAUCACUCAUCUCAGAUCGGCAAAAGGGUGACUUUAUCGGCAGCAUAUCUCAUGAGCUUCGGAGCCCUCUUCAUGGCAUCCUGGCGGCCGCAGAGUUCCUGGCUGGUACGCAGCUUGAUGAAUUUCAAUCCUCGCUCUUGGAGACCAUCAACGCCUGUGGGCGGACUUUGUUGGACACAAUGAACCAAGUUCUGGACUUCAGCAAGAUCGUCUCGCUGGAACGGACAUACCGGAAUAUGAAGCGAGGCCGGACGCCGCCUACUGAGUUGAAGGGCCUCGAUCGGUUUUCCACGCAUUUGGACACUUAUGUAGCCACGGACCUGGCCUUGUUGGCUGAAGAAGUUGUGGAGGGCGUAUGCCUAGGUCAUGCUUAUGGUCAAAAGUCCUCUGCUCCUUACGAUCAACCCAUGGUAGUGCCUUUUAAGCAGUCCAGGAAACCCGCGUCCGAGCUUGAAGCAGAGACGGCAUCUCGAUCUGACGUGGAAGUCAUACUGGACAUUGCGCACAACGAUUGGACUUACCUUUCACAACCUGGGGCCUUGCGACGUAUCAUCAUGAAUAUUUUCGGAAACGCAAUGAAGUACACGCACAGUGGCCGUGUAUCUUUGCAUCUGGAGGUCACAGAGGCAUCAGAAGGUCGUUCUCGUCGUCAUGGUGUCGAGGAAUUGGUCACAUUGACUGUAUCCGACACUGGCAAGGGCAUAUCCGAGGAGUUUUUGCGCGGUCGAUUAUACACACCGUUCGCUCAGGAAGACACUCUCGCAGUUGGGACUGGUCUUGGUCUCUCUAUUGUGCGAAGUCUUGUCAAGGCUCUGAAGGGCAGUAUCAACAUUCACAGCCGUCCCGGUGAAGGGACCAUUGUGAAGGUGUCCCUUCCGUUGAUUCGACCGGGGCCUGAGGUGGAUCUGGAGGAAACAGUAGGCCCACGCUCGCCGUCGGCCAAGGAAAAGGACGCACUGACAGAGUGUCGCAUGCUGCGCGAAGCUCAUGCUGGUCGUCGUGUCGCCAUUUUCGGGGUAGAACCCGCGGAAGCAGCGACACAUUCCUUCUGGUCGGUUUACUUGCGCUAUCUAACCGAUUGGUAUGGCCUCGAUAUAGUGUCCUCUCACGAUGAGACACCCGCGGACAUAACGCUGGCGGAAGAGCAAGCUCUGGUUGUGGCCGCACAAGCUGAAUCCAACACGACGCUCCCAUGCCUCCUUGUCAUUUGUGACAAGUCUGUCGAUUAUAGCACGAGUCGAUCGCGGUGGCUGUCCAUGGCUAAUGUCGUGAACAUCAUUCGACGUCCAUGUGGCCCACACAAACUCGCACGCAGCAUUCGCAAAUGUCUGGAUGUUCAAUCCGGGGCUCCGUCGGCAAGGACAAUCCAACUCCCUGAACGUCCUUAUCCCGUCACCCUGUCGUCCAGUGAUAUUUCCCCCGGAGAAAACAUGUUCGAAAUCCCCACUGAUACUCCUGAGGUCCCGCCAGAUGCUCCCCCCAGCUCUGACUCCUCGUCUUCCUAUGAUUAUGUACGCUCCCAGUCAUCUGACGCAUUUGAGUCCUUAUAUGCAACUGAGUCCCCGUCAUCAUCCGUGCAACCCCAGUCGCCAGAUCAGCAAUCAGAGUUCUUAACACCAACUCGUCGCGCCCGCAUCUUGGUUGUCGAUGACAAUUCGAUAAAUCUCAAGCUCAUGCUCACCUUCAUGAAGAAGCGAGAACUUCAGACACUGGACUCAGCUGAGAACGGCAAAUUAGCCGUUGACGCAGUUGAAAAACUGCCUGAAGGUUAUGAUAUCAUCUUCAUGGACAUGUCCAUGCCAGUUAUGAACGGCUUUGAGGCAACACGUGCCAUUCGAGCCAUUGAGAAAGAGCGCGGCGAGGGCUGCGCCCCUGCUGUGAUCAUUGCUCUAACAGGCCUCAGUAGCUCACGUGAUGAAUCUGAGGCGCUCACUUCAGGUGUCAAUUUGUUCCUCACGAAACCGGUCUCCUUCAAAGAGGUUUCGAGGCUGUUGACGGAUUGGGAGGAGAAAGACUCGCUGGAACGGCGUAUGUCAGGAUCUGGGUCUGGAUCCGAAUGA
Aspergillus saccharolyticus JOP 1030-1 is the source of this 3774-nucleotide messenger RNA. RefSeq names its product putative sensor histidine kinase/response regulator. Gene Ontology annotation, molecular function: phosphorelay sensor kinase activity; histidine phosphotransfer kinase activity. The coding region runs from base 1 to 3774 and encodes 1257 amino acids. The record is from RefSeq and is a predicted model, not a curated record. NCBI's taxonomy places the organism in Eukaryota, Fungi, Ascomycota, Eurotiomycetes, Eurotiales, Aspergillaceae. The transcript has 5 exons. Gene Ontology annotation, biological process: protein autophosphorylation; phosphorelay signal transduction system.